This is a messenger RNA of Caenorhabditis briggsae, 183 nucleotides long. The transcript has 2 exons. NCBI's taxonomy places the organism in Eukaryota, Metazoa, Nematoda, Chromadorea, Rhabditida, Rhabditidae. The record is from RefSeq and is a predicted model, not a curated record. The coding region runs from base 1 to 183 and encodes 60 amino acids.
AUGCGUUUCUUCCAAGUCCUCUUGCUUGUCGUUCUCAUCUCUGCCUUCACUAUGGCACUUCCGUUCUUCAAUUCACCAACUAGCCAAACCUAUGGAGGUCAAUGGCGUCAAAUGUACACCGACGAGAGUCUCGACGUUCCACAGAACCCGCGAUACAUCAUGUCGAAUCGGAUGCGUGGAUAA